AUGUACCAUAUCAGCAGCCAGCACAGAGUCAAAGAAAAAUACCAGAACCAAAGGAGAGAGAGUUCCUGCCCCACACAGUCAUGGAGAAAUGGGUAUUUGCCCCAAAAAUUCACACAACUGCUACUUCUACACAGAUCUCAACCCAGAGGCUAUGACUUCCUCAGUUAUGAGGUAGGUGAACAAAGACAUUUGAUGGAGAUCGGAGACUUAUUUGGCCCAGGCCUGAGUACCCAGGUAGAGACCUCCACUGUCGUGGUGCAUGGAGUUGCUGGAAUCGGGAAGUCAACCCUGGCCAGGCAGGUGAGGGGAGCCUGGGAGGAAGGCUGGCUGUUCAAGGACUGCUUCAAGCAUGUCUUCUACUUCAACUGCAGAGAGCUGGCCCAGUCCGAGACCAUGAGUCUCGCUGAGCUCAUCACAAAAGACUGGGCGGCUCCUGAUGCUCCCAUUGGGCAGAUCCUGUCUCAGCCAGAGCAGCUGCUCUUCAUUCUUGAUAACUUAGAUGAACCAAAAUGGGACUUGAAGGAGCAGAGUUCUGAGCUCUGUCCACACUGGAGCCAGCAGCAGCAGGUGCACACACUGCUGGGCAGUUUGCUGAAGAAAACCUUACUUCCCACGGCCUCCCUGCUGAUCACAGCUCGGAUCACAGCUCUGAGAAAACUCAUUCCUUCUUUAAAGCAUCCUCGCUGGGUGGAGGUCCUGGGAUUCUCCAAGUCGGCCAGGAAGGACUAUUUCUACAAAUAUUUCCCAUAUGAGAGCCAAGCGAUUAGAGCCUUUACCUCAGUUAAAUCCAACCCGGCACUCUUGACCAUGUGUCUCAUGCCCUUGGUGUCCUGGCUGGUCUGCACUUGCCUGAAGCAGCAGAUGAAGCAGGAGCAACCACUCUCACUGACCUCCCAGACGACCACAGCCCUCUGUCUCCACUACUUUUUCCACGUUCUCCAGGCUCAGUCCCUCGGGACUAAGCUGAGAGGCUUCUGCUCUCUGGCUGCUGAAGGCACCUGGAAAGGAAAGACUCUGUUCAUCCCUGAGGACUUCAGGAAACAUGGGUUAGACGGGGCCAACAUCUCCACUCUCUUAAACAUGGGUGUUCUUCAAGAGCACCCCACCCCUCGGAUCUUCAGCUUCAUUCACCGGUGCUUCCAGGAGUUCUUUGCAGCAAUGUCCUAUGCUUUAGGCGAUGGAGUGUUGAAAAGUGGUCACUUUAAAAACAUCAAAAUUAUAACAGCCUUGACAGAUGUAUAUGACAGGCAUGACCUGAUUGGGAAACCAACCACAUGUUUCCUUUUUGGCCUUUUGAGUGCUCAGGGGAUGCGAGAGAUGGAGAGCAUCUUCAAAUGCAGCCUGUCUCGGGAGAGGCAUUCCUCUCUGCUGCGCUUGGCCAAGAUUCAAGUCCUUCCCAUGCCAGGCCCACAUUCUUGGGAUUUGCUGCACUGUUUUUAUGAGAUUCAGGAUGAAAACUUUAUGAAAAAUAUUUUCACUUGCAAUGAAAUGAGGAUAUGUGUCCAAACUGACAUGGAGCUCCUGCUGUUCACUUUCUUCUUUAAAUUCUGCCACCGCAUUGAAAGGCUUCAACUGAAUGAGGGUGGACAGCACAGACAAGCAGGAAGGACUUCAGGUGCAUUUCUGUACAGCUGGGGCCCGUUUACAGAUUCCUGGUGGCAGAUGUUCUUCUCUAUUCUCAAAGUCCCUGGAAGCUUGGGGGAGCUGGACCUGAGUGGGAACUCUCUGAGCUGCUCUGCAGUACAGAGUCUUUGUGACGCCCUGAAAAGCCCUCACUGCCGCCUGGAGACCUUGAGGUUCACUGAUUCCAACAAAUUUACUACUCUCUUGUCAGAUGUUGAUAAUGGAGGUGGCUGUAGACUGAAGCGUCUUGGGCUGGUCAGCUGUGGCCUCACAUACAACUGCUGCCAGGGCCUGGCCUCCAUGCUGGGUGCCUGUCCCAGCCUGACAGAGUUGGACCUGCAGCAGAACAACCUGGGUGACCUUGGUGUGAGGCUGCUCUGUGAAGGGCUCAGGCAGCCUGCCUGCAAACUCAAAUAUCUGAGGCUGGACCAGAUUUGGCUGAGUGAGGAGGUGACAGAGAUGCUGAGGUUCCUGCAGCAGGAGAAGUCUCGGCUGAUCAUCUAUUAUGGGUAA
Molecule: messenger RNA, 2136 nt
Organism: Myotis myotis
Lineage: Eukaryota; Metazoa; Chordata; Mammalia; Chiroptera; Vespertilionidae
Product: NACHT, LRR and PYD domains-containing protein 1-like
Exons: 7
Coding region: 1-2136 (711 amino acids)
Cellular component (GO): cytoplasm
Molecular function (GO): protein binding
Source: RefSeq, a predicted model, not a curated record